AUGAGUGAUCUUUUGGAACUUUUCAAUAUAGAAUUGAAUAAUUUUAAACAAAAUGAGCACAUUUCUAAAGGGUUAAAAGAUACUAGAAAUUUCAUAACAAAAUUAGAAACUUUAGAGAAAGAAUUAGAAGCUGAACAAGAUGAAAAAGAAUAUAAUCAAAUAAUAAGUGAAGCUAAUAAUCAUCAUAAAGUAUGGGAAUCAAAUUUAAAAUCAAAUUUAAAAAAUUCAAAUUCAACUUUAAAUAAAUUUAAUAAAAAUAUAUUGGAUAAAAUUUAUGAUUUUGAAUUAAAUGAUGUUUAUAUUUAUAAAAUUGAUAAGACCCCAUCAAAUCUGAAGCUUAUUGAUAAUGCUAUAAAGCUACAUUUGAUAAGAAAUGGUGAUUUAGAUAUUAUAGUGGAUAAAAAUGAUGAUGAUAAUGGUAAUGAAGUUUCUAAUGAAGACCCAAGAAUUGACUUAAGUUUAUUAAGUAAAUUUACAGAAAUGAAUCAAAUAUUGAAAAAAAUCCAAAAUAGAGACUUGAGUGAUGCUAUCCAAUGGGCUACCAAAAAUGAAAAUAUAUUAUUAACUCAAAUGGGAUCAGAUUUAGAAUUUAAUUUACAUAAAUUACAAUAUUUAGAAUAUUAUCAUUCAGGUCAAAUUUUUGAAGCUGUUAGAUAUGCUAAAACUUGGUUCCCAAAAUUUAUUAAUUCAAAUUCUUCAAAUCUGACUGAUGUUUCAAAAUUAAUGUCUUCAAUAUUAUUUAAUCAUAAUGAUUCAAAUUCUCCAUAUCAUAAACUUAAUAAAUUAUCAAAUUCAAAUUUUCAAGAAAUUUCUAUAUUAUUUUCAAAAAAAUAUUGUUCAGUCUUGGGAUUUUCAUUUGAAUCUUCAAUUUUUUUAAUCUUAUUAUCUGGUUAUAUCUCAUUCCCAACUUUUUUAAAAUUUAUUCAAAUUAAACAUCUAAACAAUAAAUUAGAUUGGACAACUCAUAAUGAAUUACCAUUUGAAAUUAAUCAACCAGAUUUCUUAAAAAGAUUUCAUCCAAUUUUCAUAUGUCCUGUUUCAAAAGAAGAAACAACUUUGGAAAAUCCUCCAAUGGCAUUACCAUGUCAUCAUAUUCUUUCCAAACAAAGUUUACAAAAAUUAAGUAGAAAUGGUGGAAGUUUUAAAUGUCCUUAUUGUCCAACAACUUGUAUUCCAAGUCAAUGUAAACAAGUGAAUUUUGGUAGUAUUUGA
Molecule: messenger RNA, 1212 nt
Organism: Hansenula ciferrii
Lineage: Eukaryota; Fungi; Ascomycota; Saccharomycetes; Phaffomycetales; Wickerhamomycetaceae
Gene: RMD5
Product: ubiquitin-protein ligase RMD5
Exons: 1
Coding region: 1-1212 (403 amino acids)
Biological process (GO): proteasome-mediated ubiquitin-dependent protein catabolic process
Cellular component (GO): nucleus; GID complex; cytoplasm
Molecular function (GO): ubiquitin protein ligase activity
Source: RefSeq, a predicted model, not a curated record